Molecule: messenger RNA, 1937 nt
Organism: Rubroshorea leprosula
Lineage: Eukaryota; Viridiplantae; Streptophyta; Magnoliopsida; Malvales; Dipterocarpaceae
Source: the annotation of a GenBank genome assembly
UCAGGCUAGGGUUUGGAGUCGGUGGGCCUCUUCCUUUGGGACCUCUCUCUGGCAGUGGAGCCCCUCUACCUUUCUUCCUUUUUGCAUCAAGCCUUAGAUCAGUGGUAUUCGGUCGUUCCGAUUGGGGCGUCAUAAUUUGGUGCCUCUUCUAGACCCCUGUUUCGCAAAUUUGAUAGGGAGUGCCAGAUCUCUGCAAAAUUGCUUUGCUUCACCAUUGAAACAACAUCCCAAUCAUGGCAGAAGAUGAAUUGGGAUCUAUGUUCAACCGGAUCCAAAUCGCAAAGAACGAAGAUGGGAUUCUCCCAUUGCAUAUGGUUCGGAAACAAGAUGAUGCUACAGUGGAUAAGUUUCAAGCCUCCCUCACUCCAGAGCAAUAUGAUUUCUCUACAAACCCAUUCUGGGUCCGCAUAUUUGAUGUCCCUGUUGGUUUACAUUCUAAGGAGACUGGUUUCCUGAUUGGAAGUUCUUUAGGACGAGUUUUGGAAGUGGAUGAAGCUGAAUUUGAGAACUCAUGGUGCCCAGACGACUUUGAUGCUCUGGAUGAAGCUUUCUGCAAAAAUACCCAAUUUGUGGCGGGAGACAAAGACAUAGCUGAUACCGAGCAUUUUGAGAAUGGAAAAAUCCAGUCAGUUAAUACUAUGCCCCUCUAUGGAGGCCAAGUUGAGGGGGGUAACAAUGUUUCUGUGCACGUCGAGGGGGCAAACAAUGAGAAUGGUACAACAGAUUUGGUGGACAUUCCAUUGUCCCAACAAGUUGAGGACAUGAUAAAUCAUAGAGGGAAAGGGAAAAUUGCAAAAGCAAAUAAGGGCUGUUGUAAAAGACUAGAUCAUGCAGUGGUAUCUACGCUGCGCACCGAGAACAAUACUCAAAACAAGUGCAGAAGUUGUUUAACGCCUAUGGAGGAAGAGAGAGCCCUUAAAGUGCUUGCAGAUAAUAUUGGGGUGGCUUUAGCCCAAUUGGCUAAAGCAGCUCAAGGUGCUUCCCGCAAUGUAAGCGUGGGCGAUUUUCUCACUGCCAAUGAUCAAAACCUUACAUGGCAAUCAUCAUCCGGAGAUUUUGAACUGGUUUCACCGUGCUCCGGCCCAACAUAUCGAUUACUCCUUGCUAUCUGGUUCGCCAAGAUACCAGAAAAAACAAUAGUUCGGUCUGCAAAUGGAGACAACCUUGUAGAGAUAGAAUCCAAAGUUAAGCUUACCUCUAGUGGCCUAGUGCUCACAGCUCGAGCUCCCUCUGGUCUGGAGCUUUUGUGGACUAACAGCACCCAUGAUAGCACUGGAGGAGUAUCCCAUGCAGCCAUGUUGGACAUCGGAAACUGUCAUCGCAAGCAGGAAUUUAGACAACAUAUGGGAGAGCUUCCACAAUCCAACAGACACCAUCUUGCCAAGACAAGAACCAGGCUUAAACAUUUAAUCAACCUUUUCUGUAACAAGCUACAAGAAGGGGAAAUUUCAACUCCAUGGUUCGGGAUUGAUCUUCAACAACCUUCGGUUUAUCUAGAUCAAGAAAUUGAAUGGAGAUUUUUGAGUAAAGAUACUCUGCUGGGAAGCGGGCCUUGUGGGUACGAUCGUAUCUGUCAACAUGACCAGGAUGGAGGGGCUGUUUGCCAGUGCCCAUUUGGGUUUUCUUUCCUGGAUGCAAAGAAUCAGCACUUUGGAUGCAAGCUAGACUACCAGAGCUACCAGAAAGACUGUAAUAAAGAUGGAGCCAUCCUGGAAGAACCGGAGCUGAACAAUGGCAUUGGAAACUGCUGGAAAAAGAAAGUACCGCUUUCAAAUGGGUGAUAUGAUAAAAACAAACUCAACAGAAAACUUUUCGUUCCAAACCUUUUUACAAUGUUCUAUGCUACAAUAACAUCUGCAUGAAAAUUAUAAAUAAUAAAGGUUGUCCUUUUAUCAGUAUAUUUAUGUGUGACUUCCAAAUAAAGGUAGCACUUCAAG